Molecule: messenger RNA, 1479 nt
Organism: Salvia miltiorrhiza (redroot sage)
Lineage: Eukaryota; Viridiplantae; Streptophyta; Magnoliopsida; Lamiales; Lamiaceae
Product: deoxyhypusine hydroxylase-B
Exons: 7
Coding region: 254-1180 (308 amino acids)
Biological process (GO): peptidyl-hypusine biosynthetic process
Molecular function (GO): deoxyhypusine monooxygenase activity
Source: RefSeq, a predicted model, not a curated record
UUGUUAUAUUUAUAGCUUAUUUCAAGUUUUUUUAAAAAAAUCAUAGUACUAAAAAACAUCACAUGCAUGCUAAAAAAAUCGGUUUUAUGAGUUCGAUUCGACUUAGGAUCGAAACCGCCCGGAUUGCUCAGUAGAGCAAUUUUAAACCCUAAUUUCUAGCAAUUAGGGCUUUUCCGCGGCAAAAUCACGCUACUGUGAUCAAUUUUAAACCCUGAUUUAUAAAGGUUGGGGCUUUUCGCAGAGCAAUUUACAAAUGGAUAGCGAACGUUCGUUCAAAGUGCCGCCGGAAACGGAGAGGUUUCUCUGCGAACGGUUGUUGGAUGAAAAGCAGCCCAUCUCAGAGCGAUUUAGAGUCCUAUUUUCUCUCCGCAACCUCCGUGGCGCCGCACCCCGCAAUGCGCUCAUCAAAGCAACUAGGGAUACUUCAAACCUGCUUGCACACGAGGCGGCAUUUGCUUUGGGUCAGAUGCAAGAUGCUGAAGCUAUCCCUGCAUUAGAAGCUGUUCUAAAUGAUCUUUCAUUGCAUCCCAUUGUGCGCCACGAGGCUGCAGAAGCUCUUGGUGCAAUUGGUUUGGAGUGUAAUGCCGCACUUCUUAAGAGUAGUUUGGCUUCAGAUCCGGCUCAGGAAGUUAGAGAGACAUGUGAGCUAGCCCUGAGUCGAAUUGAUGGGUUGAAGAAUACUUCUGUGUCUGAGACAUCUCCUUUCUUGUCAGUUGACCCUGCUGCUCCUGCUGCUUGUUCUUCUGUAGAAGAACUCAGGGAAGUUCUACUGAAUGAAGACAAGAGCAUGUACGAGCGGUAUGCUGCUCUUUUUGCUCUUAGAAACCUUGGGCGAGAUGAAGCUGUUUCUGCUAUCGUUGAGUCUUUAGGUGCUGAUAGUGCUCUACUGCGGCAUGAGGUUGCCUAUGUCUUGGGCCAACUGCAGAAUAAGAAAGCUUCAGAUGCACUUUCACAGGUUCUUAGAGAUGUAAAUGAACAUCCUAUGGUUAGACACGAAGCAGCAGAGGCUCUUGGUUCAAUUGCAGAUGAAGAAUCGAUUGCUCUGCUCGAGGAAUUCGCCAAGGACCCCGAGCCCAUCGUCUCACAGAGCUGCGAAGUUGCUCUCAGCAUGCUUGAGUUUGAAAAUUCAGGAAAAUCCUUUGAGUACCUUUUCAUGCAGACUCCUCAAGCUUCAUGCUAAGUUGAAUUUCUUUGUUUUCAACUAAUACUAUUUCUCAAGAAACUAUGGAGGGUUUGAAGAUCCAAAUCCUUGCCAUCGAUUGGGAAAAUGUGAUACACAUUUACACAUUGUAGUAGACAAGGGAAUGAGUUUUUUUUUUUUUUUUUUUUUUUUUUUUUUGCUUUCUGGUGUAGUCUGUGUGACAUGUGAUGAGUUUGGCUUUUACCUUGUCAAGGUGAGUUAUAUUGAUGGUAGGUACAAGUUGGGACACCACCAAUAUACCAUAAAACAAAUUAAUUAAAUGUUAUUUUCAUCUAAAA